This is a messenger RNA of Siniperca chuatsi (mandarin fish), 3480 nucleotides long. RefSeq lists its product as uncharacterized. Bases 191 to 1759 code for a protein of 522 amino acids. Gene Ontology annotation, biological process: regulation of transcription by RNA polymerase II. Gene Ontology annotation, molecular function: DNA-binding transcription factor activity, RNA polymerase II-specific; RNA polymerase II transcription regulatory region sequence-specific DNA binding. Gene Ontology annotation, cellular component: nucleus. Lineage: Eukaryota; Metazoa; Chordata; Actinopteri; Centrarchiformes; Sinipercidae. The transcript has 2 exons. The record is from RefSeq and is a predicted model, not a curated record.
GCGUACAGCGCAGAGAAGUAACCCCCCACAAAAACUUGGGUUUCACUCCUGCAGCCAUGCCAGUGUGCUUUCUGUUAACGAAAGCAGAUGUUAACGCGACACACCGUCUGGCUUUAACCAGUUGGCGACAUCCCCGCCGCGCCGCGUUUGUCUUGAGUGUGUAGGCUGGACGUAAGCUUGGCGAAAGAGGAUGGAUGGAGUCAGCUGGAGCACCACGAGGGCCCAGGAGUCGUUCAGCCGCUCGCAGACGGCAGCAGACACUCUGUCCAGGCUCGCCAACUUCAUUGCACGUGCUGAGACAAAACAGCACCCACGAAACCAGAGGCAGCAACCAUCCCACCUGUCCACGUAUGUUUGUCAAGAAUGUGGUAAGGGCUUCCCUUAUGCGACAGAUCUGCUGCACCACCAGGAACUAAAACACACGUUACCCAAGCCUCACCGCUGUCCCUCUUGUGGUCAGGAGUUCUCCCUGAAGUCGUCCUUACAGCUACAUAAGUGCGAUCGCGAUUCCUCCCCGUGUGAGCUUUGUCAUGCAGAGUCACGGCUUGGUUCUCCGUGCCCUGCAUGCACUACUCGCACGUCGGAUCCUGGCAAGUCGCCUCACCUCCUGGACAGUAGCCCCUACGCAUGUGCCCCGUGCGGUAGAGGCUUCAGCCAGAAGCAGGCUCUGCUGCACCAUCAGCAGGCUGGUUGUAGUGAACCACCAUCCCCAUCAGAUAUAGUCGAUGCCAGUAGCCUUCCAGAUGAUUCUCUGCCCGUUUCUGAGGGAGACUCGACCCGCUCUGAUUCUUCAGACACCCCGGGGCCCAGCAGCAGAGCUGUCAAUGUGUGCCAAUACUGUUCGAGAACCUUCCGCACAGAGGCUGGACUGCAACGCCAUGAACAGACCAACCACGCAGAGGAGCGGGUGAUGGCUCCACAGGGACAAAAGAGCAAAGGACAAGGUACUAGUGGAGACACGAGGAAAGGAGGGAAUACCAAGGCGAAUGGAGAUCCAAUUAAAAGGCCAAAAUCCAAAAAGACGCAUCUGAACUGUCGCUCUUGCGACAUGGUUUUCAGGAGCACCUCUAAGCUGUACCUGCACAGAAAGGAGAAGCACAGCAGAGAGAAAAAUGUUAGGAGAGAACCAAGGCCGGUGAUCAGCAAGCGCAGGAGAGGAGGCGCGUAUCCGUGUCAGGUCUGCGGAAAAGUCUUUAUCCAUCAUUUGUCACUUAAGGCACAUUACAAACAGCACGCAGGCUCAAGCUUCACCGCGGUCAAAAACAAAAGCCAGUCUGUAGGAUGCACCACCAAAGACUCCAACUUAUCGGAAAAUAGACCAAAUAAAGUAAAGACCGGCCUAGGAGAUGACAAGACUGUUAGGGCUGGUCCAGGGAGACCCAGGAAAGUGGCCAGAUUAGAUAACAAGCUUACUGAUCCAGGGAGAUGCAGAGAAGUGCCUGAAGUGGAGGAGGUGGACGACAGAGAGUUCCCGUGCCCCUCCUGUGCAGAGGUUUUCUCUCUGCAGUCGCAGCUAAAGAAGCACGUGGAGCUCCACCAGUCCUCCGUGAGGACGAGACAGUGCAGUGUGUGCACUAACGAGAUGGACACCUGUAAAUGGCCGGGCUCAAAGAGGCAGAGGCUGUACCACUGUGUGCCCUGCCAGCAGGGUUUCUCAGCACUGGACUCUUUCCUAGAACACUGUCAGGAGCACCUGCGAGUCAGGGUGGAGGAGGACAGCAUCACGGAGGGCUACACGCAUCAGGCCAGCAAAGCCUGAGGUUCAGUUUGAAUGUCGUCAUCGAAUGCCUUUUUGCCUUGAAGGGUUGGAGAGCAGAGAGUAAUGAAAUCUCUAUGAAAUUCCUGUUGAUUAACCAGUUCAUUGAUUGAGCAUUCAGAAUCUUGUUUUUAUACCUACGCUGUUGGUCUAACGUUAUCCAUAGCUACUUAUGGAGGGUUAAAGAGAAUGGAUUGUUAAAGGACCAUACCAGAGUUUUUGCAUGUUUUAUUUAGCCCUUUUACUAUAAAGUAGCGUACCAUAGCUCUUUUCAGAUUUUCAAAUGUUUUCUACAUUUUAUGCGGCCACUUGUUUCUGUUUCAGUACAGUAUGUAAAUCAGUUUGUGUGAGAUCCGUCACAGUGACCCUUUAGUUGGUUAACCUUUUCAGGUUAUCACCGCCUGUUUGUACAUUUGAAAACUGAACAUUUUAGCGUGUUCAUGUGCUUAUGGGACGCUCCUCCAUCCCAGAUUUGAGUCACUUACAGAGCAGCAUUGCAUUAACAAGCUAUGCUGUUGUGAAAAGAUGAGAAGCAAAUGUGGGCAUUGCAAAAAGCAUCGUGUGUAUGUUGUUUGCUCUAAGAUAUUGAAGUAUUUUACAAGCACUUGUGCACUCCGACCGAUAAUUAACACUUUUCAAAUUGAUCGUCAGUUUUAGCUUUAUUACAACAUGAAGAUAACGCAACUUUGACUUAACAUAAAUCUGUUGAUUUUCACACUUUAAUUAAAUACAUUUAAACCUGUGGCAGCCUGAAAAGUUGAAAAAUAAAAUAUGCAGAAACGCCAGUAUGCUUCCUUAAUAUAGUUUGGCAUAUCCACCCUGUUUUACUAGCACUGACUAUUUUGUACAGAUCAGGACCUUGUUUUCCCAAAACAUCCGAAAGCUAAGAUGAUCUUAGCCCAAAGACUUACAAUAGGACCGAGAUCAUCUUGGCCUCAUUUCCCAAAAAGCACCUCAAGGCUAUCUGCACGGUACCUUCGAGCCGGAGCGCUGCCAGAGGCGUCUUGUUUGCUAGAGUCUAUUUUUACACCAGACAUUUGGAGAGCUUUAGCUAAGUAAGGUCAGAUACGUCUUAUGCUGCAUUUUAGUUAUUUUUCUUACAAUUUUGGCAAUAAUUAGUCAGAUUGGUGUGUCACUUGCUGGACUGUCACUGUUGUGUGUUUGACCUGGGUAUUUGCAUUUGCAUUGAAUUUGUAGCACCGCUUCAAACACUCGAUGGAAAUUGAAUGCUUUGGUCAAGACCGCAAAGUCCCGCGGUAUGAAUGAAGUCAAAAAGUGUGAAAUGUUAACAUGUUUUGAGCACCUUAUGUGCUGUUUGGAGGUUCCAACAUGUGGUAGUUGUUAUUGCCAUAAUCCACAGAAUGAACAAUUUUUUUUUUUAAAUGGCUGUCGUGGAUAGUUAUACCCAACACAAUGCCUUUCAUUAUGGCCUGUCUUUUUAGCUGGCAUGUACUCGGGUGAUAUUACAUAGCUAUGCAAACAGAAAGACUGAUGGCAGCCCUUCAGUAUGUCUGUGAUGCUCGAUAAGUGCGCUUUGGUGAAUGAACAAGGAUCAACAUGGUUUCUUUUGUUUUGUUUUGUUUCAGCUAUUGUUUUCAAAGUGCUGUACUGUGAAAAUGUAGAAAAUUAUUUAAUAGGUUUUGAAGCUUCCACUUUUUCAAGGUCUUUUGUAAAUUAGUUUAUGGCUCUUUAUAGAUAAAAUUAUUAAAACCUAAUUAAAUCUU